This is a messenger RNA of Drosophila erecta, 426 nucleotides long. RefSeq lists its product as uncharacterized. The coding region runs from base 98 to 400 and encodes 100 amino acids. NCBI's taxonomy places the organism in Eukaryota, Metazoa, Arthropoda, Insecta, Diptera, Drosophilidae. The transcript has a single exon. The record is from RefSeq and is a predicted model, not a curated record.
UCAAUAAACGGCAGGGAAAAUCCAGUUUAUUUUCGAACUCCGAUUGGGCAUGAUUUGUUGAUAAAAAUUUAAGUAAGACUAAAAUCGUUCGCCCACAAUGGAUGUCAAGCAGCAGUUGCAGCCGCAGGAUGUGCAUAAGGAUCGCGGCGAGGUAACCACGGGCAGCAAGGACGUCGAGCUGGAGGAGCACAUCGAAGACUUGGCCAGAAACUCCAGCUUGACCACCGUGUGCAGCACUUUUCCCUUGACCUCGAGGAUCGAAAGCUACCAUCACUGGCAGCCGAUGGACGUCAGUAGUGGGCAGGAGGACAUCUUGGGACGCGAAUUGAAAAUGGGGAGUGAGCGAUUGGUCCAGCCGGUCAUGUCCAUUCCACUCGCCCUGAAUGCCAUACAUCCCUGACGCCAAAUUAAAUAAAUUCCGUUUAU